Dioscorea cayenensis subsp. rotundata (Guinea yam) is the source of this 2758-nucleotide messenger RNA. RefSeq names its product protein PLASTID MOVEMENT IMPAIRED 1. NCBI's taxonomy places the organism in Eukaryota, Viridiplantae, Streptophyta, Magnoliopsida, Dioscoreales, Dioscoreaceae. The coding region runs from base 124 to 2613 and encodes 829 amino acids. The transcript has a single exon. The record is from RefSeq and is a predicted model, not a curated record.
GCCUCUUCACAUCCAUAAACCCCUCCUCCUACUCCCACUCCUUCCAAUCUCACACAUCCCUUAUCAUCUCCAACCCUUCACCACCAUCACCACCAACCCUUCACCUUCUCCUCAACGUCUCCAAUGGUGGACCGUAAAGACUCCAACACUCAGCUCCUCCAAGAACUCGAAUCCCUAAGCCAAUCCCUCUACCCACCCCGCCGCACCGCCUCUCUCGCCCUCCAACGCUCCUCCGACUCCACCGCCCCCGUCACCGAUGAACCCCGUCCCCGUUCCCGCCGUUUGUCCAUGUCCCCAUUUCGUUCCCGCCCCAAUGACCUCUCCCAAUCAACCACCACCACCACCACCACCACCACCACCACCACCACCAAAGAACUCCAACCAUCAUCUUCAUCGGAGAAGAAGAAACUAUGGAACUGGAAACCAAUCCGAGCUCUUUCCCACAUCGGCAUGCGCCGUCUCAGCUGCCUUCUCUCCGUUGAGGUCGUCUCCGUUCAUGGCCUUCCGGCCUCCAUGAACGGCCUCCGCCUCUCCGUCACCGUCCGCAAGAAAGAAAGCAAAGACAGCGCCAUCCAAACCAUGCCGGCGCGUGUCCUCCAAGGCGCCGCCGACUUUGAAGAGAUGCUAUUCAUUCGCUGCCAUGUUUAUUGCAGCGGUGGUUCUAGCUCAGGCAAACCUCUCAAGUUUGAACCCCGGCCUUUCUUGAUCUCCGUCACUGCCAUUGAUGCCCCUGAGCUUGACUUUGGUCGGAGCUCUGUUGAUCUUAGUGACCUUGUUAAGGAGUCAAUGGAUCGAAGUUUGGAGGGUUCUCGUGUUCGUCAAUGGGACACUACCUUUAGUCUAGCCGGAAAAGCGAAAGGAGGUGAGCUUGUGCUCAAGCUCGGGUUUCAGAUCAUGGAGGAUGGUGGUGUUGGGAUAUAUAACCAGCCUAGCAGCAAAGGCUCAUCGUCUACAUCUUCGUCGUUAGCUCGUCGGCAAUCCAAGUCUUCUUUUAGCGUCACGAGUCCAAAGAUCACAAGGUCGGAGCUAUCGACGAUGACGACGCCGUCGAAGAAUUCUCAGAGGAUUGACUUGAAAGGAAUUGAUGAUUUUAGUCUCGAUGAACCUGGACCUCCUUCGUUGCUCUCUCCGGCCACUACUCAUAAGUCAGAGUUGGAGGAGGUGAAGGUUGAUGAUCUUGAUCUUCCUGAAUUUGAGGUUGUGGAUAAAGGGAUUGAGAUUCAAGAGGCACAAUCAGCAGUGGAGAAUGAGGUUGCCGGAGAGGAAUCAUCUGUCUCCAGUGAAGUAGUCAAGGAAGUAGUAGUCCAGCAGGACAGUGCUCAUCUCAUGAGACUCACAGAGCUCGACGAGAUCGCCAAGCAGAUUAAGGCACUGGAGUUGGUGAUCGGAGACGGGUAUGAAUCUGUCAAAGCAGAGGUUAGUGAGGAAGAUGAAAUGCAGAGGUUGGAUGCCGAAGAGGAGACGGUGACGAGAGAGUUCCUUCAAUUGCUUGAAUUGGAAGGCGGAAAAGAUGAACUUGCCGAAGCUCCUACUCCAACAAUGUCAGGGCCGGAGAGUGGUGUCGGAGAAGAAGAUGCAAGUAACUUGGUAUUCUUGCCUGAUCUUGGGAAGAGUAUAGGUUCUGUUGUUCAAACUAGAGAUGGCGGGUACUUAGUAGCUAUAAAUCCUUCGGAUGUUAUAAUGCCUAAAAAGGAGAUUCCUAAGCUUGCAAUGCAAAUAUCUAAGACAUUGGUACUUGGAGAUGAGAAUCAAGCUAAUGGUUUUGAAGUGUUUCAGAGGUUGGCUUCUCUAGGUUCUGAAGGACUAGGCUCUCAACUCAUGUCACUCCUAGCAAUGGAUGAGCUCAUGGGCAAGACGGCAGAGCAAAUUGCAUUUGAAGGCAUUGCGUCGGCGAUAAUCUCCGGCAGGAAUAAAGAAGUCGCAAGCUCUAGCGCAGCGAAAUCAAUGGCAGUUCUCAAACUGAUGUCUGUUGCAUUGAGUCAGGGAAGGAAGGAGAGGAUCAAGAGUGGGAUUUGGAAUGUGAAAGAAGAGCCAGUGACUGUGGAGGAGGUGUUAGCAUUGGCAUUGCAGAAAAUUGAGGCAAUGUCUAUUGAUGCUUUGAAGAUUCAAGCAGAUAUGCCUGAUGAAGCUGCUCCUUUCCAUGUUUCCCCGGCGACCGGAAUGAACAACCCAUUAGACACAGCGACACCGGUGGAAGAAUGGAUGAAAAAUAGUAAUGCUGGGAAUACAUCAUCAGUUUCACUGAUGGUAGUUGUUCAACUUAGGGAUCCUCUUCGGCGAUAUGAAGCUGUAGGGGCUCCUGUCAUGGCAGUUUUGCAAGCAGCACUGAUUGAUGAAGAAGAAAAGUUUAAAAUGACAAGUUUGCAUGUUAGCAGUGUGAAAGUGAGGACAGGAGGGAGGAGGAGUGUUUGGGAUGGGGAGAAGCAGAGAUUGACUGCAAUGCAGUGGCUGGUGGCUUAUGGACUGGUUAAGGCAGGGAGGAAGGGUAUGGUGACUGCCGGAAAAGGCGGCAACAGAGGACAGGACUUUCUUUGGAGCUUGUCAGCAAGAAUUAUGGCAGAUAUGUGGUUGAAGCCAAUGAGGAAUCCUGAUGUGAAGAUGAAUGAAAAGUAGUUUCUGUGUUUCUGUAUUUCUGCAUUUAUGCAGUUGUGAUAAUGCAUUCUUUUUGGUGAUUAUGUAUAUCUGUGUUGUAUAUGAUGGAUCAAUCUGAAACUUUGUUUUUAUAAUAUGAAUAGAAUUUGGGAGAUUGAAUUAUGCA